AUGGCAGACGAGGUGUCCGGCGUCUCCGAGGAGGCCCUGGUGCCUUCAUCACCAGGCUCAGCCCUUCAGUGCUCGAGUGACACAGAUAAGCUCAGCAGGUCCCACCCCUGGGCCAGAAAGAGGAGGAAAAGUCAGUUUUCAGACCUGUGCCGGAGUCAGACAUCUCUGUCCGGAGACAAAUGGAGCUCCUACUGCUUGUCCUCACUGGCGGCUCAUAACAUUUGUACCAGCAAAAUCUCUAAUUCCUGGGCUCCGUGGGAUUCGGCCUCUCUCUCCAGCUCCCUUUGCAGUCCUGCCUCCGUUUCCUUUCUGCAUCCCCUUGCCACGGAGGAAUCCAGCCAACACCUCGUAUCUGCUGCGCGCAGUCCCGGCAAAGCCAUCUUCACCGUGGAUGUCAACACCACAGAGAUUCUUGUGGCCAAUGACGAAGCCUGCAAACUGCUUGGAUGCAGCAGUCAGGAACUCAUUGGUCAGAAACUGUCCCACCUGAUAUCGAAAUCCAGUCAAGACAUAGUGGAAGCUCUGGGUGAGGAGUACAUAGAAGCUGAUGGAUGUAAAUCGGUGAUUUCAGGAACUGUGGUGGACAUUCUAGGCCGUUCCAAAGAGAAGAUCCCAGUCUCUGUGUGGCUGAGGCGAAUGAGGAGCGAGGACAAGCAGUGCUGUGUGGUUGUGCUGGAACCAGUGGAAAGGCUCUCAGCUUCUGUUUCCUUCAGGGCUGACAUCCCCACUCUGGGCAAGAGUAUCCCAAAGAACCUCGGGAUCCAGAGAUCUGUAGGUCGAACCAGAGAGGGGAACACCUUUCCUCUCAGCAUAAAGCUGCACGUUAGCCUUCCAGAAGAGGACAAAGCUGCUGUGCAGAAAGACAAUGUUUCAUGGACAGAUAAAGAAGGCUCCUUCACAGACUGUCAUUAUUCUGCCACAGUCAGGGUUUUUUCCACCAUCAGUGGCAUUAUUACUCUCCAGCCAGAUGGAACCAUCCAUGGCAUCCAGAACAGUUUUUCUCUAAUGCUGUUUGGCUAUGAGAAGGAAGAGCUGUUGGGAAAGAACAUUACGUUCCUGAUUCCUGGUUUCUAUAAGAGCAUGGACAGAUGCAGGGACUGCUCCUUGCCGCUACCUCCCCUUGAGGACUCGAUGGGGACAGAAAGCGCAGGUGUCUCCGGAGGUGUCACUGCCUGCAGUGGCUCUAACAAAGCAUCUCGCUGCGUGCGAGACUUCCAGAGGUACAGGAUUAAACAGCAGCCUUCAAAAAUCAACCUGACGUGUACCCUGGGAGCUGAAACAACCCUUGAGGACCUUAAAGAGUCAGACACUGAGCUGAGCUGCCUUUGUUCUGGCCUUGAGGAUCUGGAUCUGAAUGUUGGUGUAGAGGGGAACUCGGCCGGCUCUUCAGGCACUGCUACAGCUCCUGUAGGAGCGUCCUCUAAUGCAGCCGACUGUGCUGUGGGCGAAACACUAGUUCCAGACAGUGCUUUUUCUGGGCAGAAAAAGCAAACUGUGCAGGCGCAAGUAACAUCUACACCCGUGAAACAAAAAGGAAGGCUGAAUCCUUUGAGCUCGGAGAUACUGGAAGGCAUCUACCUCGGGAGCUGCUAUCACAGAGAUGGUUCUCGGCUGACGAUACUUUUUGAAGUGAAGCACGUAGAACUGCAGGACCCUGCUGCACUCUUUUGCAUCUGGGUGGUCAAAGACUUUAUACCCAACCAGCAAGAAGCAACACCAAAGACUCAGCUCUGCUUCUCCAGCCUAGUGAGCUCCAUCCAAUCUGUUACAGAUUUUUCUGCACACAGUCUCGCAGAAAGGAUCAGAUCAACUUCACUUUUAGAUAACUCCCGAGUUGCUGAAGAGCUUGAACGGUUACAGGCUUGUGAAGGAGAAUAUGCAAGAAAAUAUGACACACUCAGUCCCAUCGGCAAAGGAUCUUUUGGCUUUGUCUGGACUGCCAGGUGCAAGGAAGAUCAACAAGAGGUUGUGGUGAAAUUCAUCUGGAAGGAAAGAGUAUUUGAGGACUGCUGGGUAGAUGAUCCUGAUCUGGGAAGAGUGACUCAAGAGAUUGCAAUCCUGUCAAAGGUGCAGCACCCCAAUAUCAUUAAGGUUCUGGAUGUGUUUGAAAAUGAACGGUUCUUCCAGCUGGUGAUGGAGAAGCAUGGAUCUGGUCUGGAUCUCUUUGCCUUCAUUGAUAAUCAGCCUGACUUGGAUGAGCCCUUAGCAAGCUAUCUGUUCAGACAGCUUGUGUCAGCUGUGGGCUACCUCCACUGCAGAAACAUCCUUCACAGGGAUAUCAAGGAUGAAAAUAUUGUCAUUGCUGAAGACUUCACCAUUAAGCUCGUGGAUUUUGGUUCAGCUGCCUACCUGGAACCAGGCAAACUGUUCUAUACCUUCUGUGGGACCAUUGAAUACUGCUCACCAGAAGUGCUCUCUGGCAAACCGUACCAAGGGCCCGAGCUGGAGAUGUGGUCACUGGGUGUCACCCUUUAUACUCUCAUAUUUGGAGAGAAUCCUUUCUGUGAGCUGGAGGAGGCCAUGGCCGCGGUCCUGAACCCUCCUAGGGUCGUGUCGGAAGGUCUCGUGAGGCUGAUGGCGGGGCUGCUGCACCCCGUGCCGCAGCAGCGCACAACUCUAGCCAAGUUAGUGGAGGACCCGUGGCUGAAGCAGCCGGUGAACGUGGGCGAUUACACCUGGGAAGAGGUGUACGUCCCCGCCGAGGCAGAGCGUGGCGGCUUCAGAGAUGGUUCCAGCGAGGGCACAACCAGAGACAGCCUCCUCCUUGCAGCUCCCAGCGUGGAGGGCGAGCCCGGCUCGAGCUCUGCUGACCGCAGGUGGACGGAUCCCCACGUGGAAGGACUCGCAGCUGCCGAGGACCAGGACUCGGCUCACGGGCAUCGCCGCAAGCUUUCCCUGCAGUAG
Messenger RNA from Tinamus guttatus (white-throated tinamou), 2904 nucleotides. NCBI's taxonomy places the organism in Eukaryota, Metazoa, Chordata, Aves, Tinamiformes, Tinamidae. The record is from RefSeq and is a predicted model, not a curated record.